Messenger RNA from Eriocheir sinensis (Chinese mitten crab), 4359 nucleotides. RefSeq names its product mediator of RNA polymerase II transcription subunit 24-like (gene MED24). The transcript is spliced from 22 exons. Gene Ontology annotation, molecular function: transcription coregulator activity; protein dimerization activity. NCBI's taxonomy places the organism in Eukaryota, Metazoa, Arthropoda, Malacostraca, Decapoda, Varunidae. The record is from RefSeq and is a predicted model, not a curated record. Bases 447 to 3566 code for a protein of 1039 amino acids. Gene Ontology annotation, cellular component: mediator complex.
AGAAGAAGAAGAGUACGUAGGUAAACAAACAACCGCCAGCCGCUCGGUGUUGUCAAAGUGCUUCUGAAUACGUGAUUUCCUCUUGUUUUACGAUAAAUCCGCUAACUCUUCAAGCACGCAGGAAAAUACAGAACUAGACACAGCAGGAAACGGGUCCAGGAAGCCUAAAAGUUAACAGAGAACUCAUAAAGGAGGUGAAAAAGGUGUGCCUGCUGCUGGGUUGGGGCGAGACAGACAGGAGGGUCCAGGCGCAGGGUGAAGUAAUAAGUGUACGCUGUGAAGUAACUAGGUGUGCGUGGUGAAGUAACCAAGUGUGCGUAGGGAAGUAUCUUAGUGUAAAGAAGUACCAAGGAGGACCUAAGAAGUGAUACACAGCGGCACAGCUCAAAAGAAGACACCCAAGACGAGUGUGGUACCAUAAGUCCGUGUGAGUGGCUCCUCCUGCCAUGGGCCUCGAACCUGUCACCAGCAGCAAGGCUGGGACAAUUCGCUCCCUUCUCAUUCGGGCCUGGAAGGAGCGCUGGUCCGACCUUCAAUGGGGAAUACACAUCAAGACGGUGUUGCCCCGGGCAGUGAGCGGCGACAUCUACCACCUGGCUGAUUACAUCCUCCAGCAGGCACUCAUGGGUCCCCUGCCCAACACCCUCAUCCUCUCCUACCUCAGACACUCACUGAGCUCACAGAUUGUUUCAUACGGAGGUGUGAUUGAAAGUAUCAGCAAAUAUGAUGGGCUGCACAAACCCCACUGUGUCCAUGCACUGCUCACCCUCCUACAGUCCAUGAUGAAAAGUGUGUCCUGCCGGGGGAAGCCAGAAGACUGCCUGAUGCUGGCCACCUCAAUUGUUAAUGGAGUGAAGUGGCUGGUGCAGGUGAUGGGGUGGACGACACAGCAGCUGCUGGACCUGCGCACAGCCCCUGAACACUCUACCAACCUCAGCUUGGCUGCCUCCAUCCUCCUUGACAUUCUCAACUCCUAUUUCCUCACCUGCAUGCUGGAGAUUGGUCGUCAGGAAGAACCAAGUACAUGGGGAGGUUGUGUGAAGAAGAUGGUGGAGGUGGAGACCCUGUUGGCUGGCUCUGGAGGUGUCAUUGAGAACAAGGAUCUUCUCAUCAAGAGUGUCUGUCAGCUGCGUGACCACCAGCCUCUAGACAGCAUUGGCAACAAACACAAAUUCAACAGCAGCGUAACGCCGAUGUGCCAUGCCAUGCACAGCCUCGUCAUGCUUGAGGUCAUCACUCACACCACACGUGAGGCCUCUACCUUUGCCCACCAGUUGCUUCUGCUGCAACAACUCCAGGGCCUCAGCACCAUGGAGCUGUAUCUGGAGCUCCUGCGAAGUAGUUUUCUGGGUUUGAGUUGCCCGGAGUAUCAGCCGUACCAAGAACUGAAGUGGGUCGGCUUCACUUUCAUCAAAGUCCCCACCAUCCUGUACACCAUUCAUGUUGCUCUUAGUGGGGAAUCAGGAAGUGGCGAGUCAGAAGACUUACUCAGUGCUGUGGAACGUAUCUCACAGCUGACCAUUCUUCUGGACCAAGUGGACCUUCGCAUCAACUGCAACUGUCUGGAAUAUCUCUUGAAUGAGCUGGUGAACAAGACAAGCCUUAUAUCUGAGAGGGAUGCUCAGACAAUACUUGCAGCACGGGUUCAGGAAUCUCAGGUGCUGGCCAACAUUCAGAACAAUGAUGCCCAAGGCUCUCACCCGGGCAACCCCAACUUGAUCCUGCGUGCCCAGCCCACCGUCACCAGCAUUCUGAAGACACUCAGCAACAAGAACCAGGACUCAGUGUUGCCAGUGAUGAACCUUCUCAUCAGUGGCAAGAGUCGGGACUUGCUGUUAGCCGCUGCAGCAGCUUCAGGCAGCCUCCAUAUAUUUGCACAGAAAUUUGUAAAGUUUAAUGAGCUCAGUAUGGACCCACAGCCAGGUGAGACGGCAAAGAUGGCAAUGAAUCGGGCUCUCAUGUUUGACAUUUCCUUUCUGCUUCUGUGCCACAUUGUGCAGCUGUAUGGCAUUGAUGUGGUGGUGUCAGAGAAGUGCGAGACCUUUGUGGAGCAGUGGAUGAAGGACAACAUGCCUGAGCUGGGCCGGGUGAAGGCUCCCCUCAUGGCCACCCGCACCGACCCAAGUGCUGUGGAGGAGUUCAUCAGGGAGAUCAACGUGAAGGAGCUGGAGAUGAAGUACAAUUUGCUGCGGUGGAGUGAUGUGUGCCAGAUGGCGGCCGUGGCCCUGAGGGAAGUGAUCACAGCAGCCCAGCAGGGAGCCUUUCCCAUGCAGCAUGUUAAGGACCAGCUGGACUGCCUUUGCUACCACCUAUGCUGCCUCCCCAUCUGUGUGGCCACCUGGCUCUCUUCCCAUGUGCAGGUGGUGGAUGCAGAGCAAGCAGUAGAACCACUCAACUUCCUGCACUACCUCCAGACCUCCCUAGGUGACCAUGACCAGUCUGUCCCGGUGCUGGAUAACUUCAAGGACAGGUCCACCUUGAUGGUGCAGAUCGUGGAGAACAUGGUGCAGGUGAUGAAGGGAGGCAUCCAGCCCACCUCUGCCCACACCAACACAACCAGAAGCAACAGUGUGGAUGGAGGGAACCCAGCCUCAGAGACACUCAUGUCCUCCGAGGAGCCUCUGUCCCACCUGCUGCGCUCCACCUGGGAUCAAGUGUUCCCCGGGGGUGUGAUCUCCCACCAGGCGCUGGCCACCUUCAGGGACCUCAUGAGGCUUGGAGGCACCCGGUGGUUUGUGUGUGACAUUAUCAAGGCUGGCAUGCAGAGCGUCUUUGAAUCAGACUUGAUGCGGGCCAUGGACCUGAUCUACGGCCUGCUGCACCAGGAUGUUGUGGGCUGCACACUCAGCCUGCUGGUCCACACCCUGCCUCUCUAUAUCUCUGGCCCAUGCACAGUUGAGUUGAUCAGCAAGCCCCGCACUGAGGCACUCGCCCGCCUCACCGUCAGCAUGAUCAUCUCCGCCUGGUUGGCAGUGCAGCAGCAACCACCCGUCAAGAAUGAGCCUGGAGCCACAGUCAACAUGAGUCUAGGGAGAAGUGGAGGUGGUGGCUGCAAAAGGACGUACCAUGACCGGGAGCUGGAGGACCUUGAGUCUAACCUGCAGCUGCACUCAGCUGACUUGGCCAUUGCCCGAGGCACUCCGGGACUCACUAAGGAUGGGACAUCUUUGCUGGUGGCUGUCCAGUCCCUCCUAACCCUCAUGACACAGGUGAGUCGUGCCGGUGUGGUGAGCCCCGUGACACAGCUGGUGGUGAACAUCCUACACGAACUGAUUGCUGCCCCUUACAGCCACACCCUUCUCACCCUCACCCCCCCUGCACUGCUACCUAACCUGGUGCCUCUCCUCUCCCCACCUGAUGCCUUCACAUAUGUUGAACUCCUGGCUAUCACUGCCCCCAAGGUUCCCUCACAACCAGAAUUAGCCAGAGAGUUCCUUGGUGAUGCCAUUGGUGCUCAGACGCCAGCGCAGGCAGCGGGGGCAAGGCGAGCUGCUGCUAAGCUUUUGUGUGUUCAGCGUAAUUUGUCCUUGGCGAGUGAGUCUGCGCUGUACCCAAUCAUAAUUUGAGUGACUUGUGAAGGAGUGGCAGCGGCAUUAGCUGAUGGUGUCCAGUGGUGUGCAUAUGUACUCAGAAUACCAUAAAAGUGAAGGAAAUAUAAUAUAGCAGUAGUAGUAAUAUUUAUUUUACAUUUCGGUGAUAAAUGUAUAAAUACUAUUUCCUUUGUAAUCAUUUUGACACGAACGUAACAUCAGUAACUGACAUCCGUUGGCUGAGCGGACUACGUGCAAAAAUAUGAAACAGAGCAGCUGUUGUUUUCAUUGUGCAGCCAACGGCAUGGCAGCUACACAGCCCAUCAAGCAAUUAACAGAACAGCUUCAAGAGCAAAUGGAACACAACCAUCUUUUUGUGGAAAGAUAUUAAAUCUGCUUUUUAUGGCUGUGUGAAACUAUGUUACUGUAUAAACUUCUGUAUAAGUCAGUUAUUUUCAAACAAUUUUUAAAGACCAAGUUUAGGAGCUGAACUUGUACAUGGGUGUUAGAUUUAUUUUUUUACAGGGGCGAAAUUUAUUCCUCAGAUAAGUGUAUAAUAACUUCUACAUAAGACUGACUCAUACACAAGUUUAUACGGUAAACUCUUAUACAUUAAUAUGCAGCCACUGUGCUCUGUUGAAAAUUCAGGAAAGGAAACUUUUCUACUUGAGUGAGAUAAGAAAAGAGAAGAAUCAAGAUAUUACAUAUGUUGUACAUCUGUGGUAGCAUUGCCAACUGUGCUGCUUAAAAUGAGAUUUGCAAUUGUACAAUGUUGUUUAAAUAAAUAUGGAGUGUCUCACUGUACAAAUGAAGGCAAUCUAAGAUAAUG